AUGAAAUCGGAGAAACCUCAAGCUGAUGGAGAGACACAAGAAGGUGAAAAUCAGACCGAGACGGUAGAGGAAACAGCUACAGAUGAAAAACAAGACGAUGCAGAGAAAGAUAAUACGGAAAAUCAAGAAAUCUUAGACAUUGAUAUGGAUGAUCCCGAGUUAAACAAAGCUGCAAUCAAAAUUCAAGCCAGCUUCCGAGGUCAUGCUUCAAGGAAAGAUAUGCAAAAAAAAGCAGAAUCACAAGCAGAUCUAAAACCCGAAGAAAGUAAAGAAGAAGAUAUUGAUAUCGAUUUAAAUGAUCCCGAAGUCAGUAAAGCUGCUAUUAAAAUACAAGCUACGUUUCGAGGCCAUGCUGCCCGAAAGAAUCAACAGUCUUCACGAACAGACGAAGAAAACAAUGAAUAA
Molecule: messenger RNA, 405 nt
Organism: Trichoplax adhaerens
Lineage: Eukaryota; Metazoa; Placozoa; Uniplacotomia; Trichoplacea; Trichoplacidae
Exons: 2
Coding region: 1-405 (134 amino acids)
Molecular function (GO): protein binding
Source: RefSeq, a predicted model, not a curated record